AUGUAUCAGGCAGGACUGGUCAACCUUGCAGUCAAAACAGGCAAUAUAGCUAUGAUGAAGCUACUGGCUGAGUUUGGGGCGGAUUUCAACUCACCCCCUUGCCAGGCAAUUCCCCUGUCACAAGUGGCUGACUCGCGUGAAACCUCAUCGGAUACCAUACAGUUUCUGUUUGAUCAUGGGGCAGAUAUUACCCUUGUUGAUGAUAAUGCUGGAAAUUUUUUGAAGGGAGUGAUCAAACGUGGAAAUAUCGGCACUGCCCGGCUGUUGCUAGAGCAUGGAGCAACGUGCCCUCCAGAUAUUCUGAAAUCAGUUAUAGCAUCGUCCACGCUCGACACUAUUGAUUUACUGGUCAAGUAUGGGGCUCGUCUUGACACAGUCCUCUUCAAGACAGCAAUAAAGGCGCGGCGAACUGAUGUCAUACAGCUAUUGAUUGACAAUGGUCUUGACGUGAAUGCAAUAUUAGACUCGAAAGGUUCAACGGCUCUACAUUUUGCAGUCGAAAUCAUCCGACGGCUACAGAAUAGAGGCCCAAGGCCAAGGAAGCGCACAGGAUGCGGACAUUGCGGCGACGAUCCUUUCGACGAAGAUGAGGUAUUAGUGCGUCGAAUAGAGACCACUCCACAGCUGAAUAUUUCGCCCCCUUGUUCUAUACCGAAAAAAGAUAAGAAUAACGAGCUAAAUCUUCUGCGCUGUCUGAUGAUGACUCUGAUCGAUGCGGGAGCAGAUAUUAAUGCUGUCGAUGGGGAAGGUCGGACUCCAUUGGAUUGGGCUUGCAUGGGGGCUCCACUGACUGUGCAGCAGUUACUUGUGGAUAAUGGUGCCAACUUGGAGGGUGGCGAGCUAUCAGGCGACCCAAUCCCUGAUAAUGAACUUCACCAUGGGUCAUCAUGA
Molecule: messenger RNA, 891 nt
Organism: Penicillium malachiteum
Lineage: Eukaryota; Fungi; Ascomycota; Eurotiomycetes; Eurotiales; Aspergillaceae
Product: ankyrin repeat domain-containing protein
Exons: 1
Coding region: 1-891 (296 amino acids)
Biological process (GO): regulation of barbed-end actin filament capping
Cellular component (GO): cytoplasm; nucleus
Molecular function (GO): protein binding
Source: RefSeq, a predicted model, not a curated record